Messenger RNA from Achroia grisella, 4881 nucleotides. Its product is annotated as solute carrier family 25 member 16-like. The coding region runs from base 603 to 1559 and encodes 318 amino acids. The transcript has 6 exons. The record is from RefSeq and is a predicted model, not a curated record. Lineage: Eukaryota; Metazoa; Arthropoda; Insecta; Lepidoptera; Pyralidae. Gene Ontology annotation, biological process: transmembrane transport. Gene Ontology annotation, cellular component: mitochondrial inner membrane.
AACAGAACUUUUAUAAUACUAAACUUUUAUUCCGAUAAAUAUAUUUCAUUCUCAGUUUCGGAAACAUUUUUUAACGUUCAUUAAUACAAUUCAUUUUUUUGUUGGAAUUUCUGAUAUGUUUCACAGAACACAAUAUGUAAACAUUAUUCAACCAACUAACCAGUCUAACCAUAGUAGGAAACUAGAAAACCAAUUUAUAUAGGUGUCAUCCGACUGUAGUGUUUGUUGUGGCAGGUUGCGGGACUUGCGGCCUGGCAAAUAGCCAGCCAAACGAAGUCCAUCCAACCGGUUCCGAAAACUAUGUUUCUUUUACAACUCAUUCGGUUUUCUAUACUUGUUUAUGUAUGACGUGUGCCCGCUACGCGGCGCGAACGGUAAUACAUCAGUUCCGAACGCCCGGUGAAAGUUUUGAGUUGUGAAUUCGAGUGUGUAUCUGUAAAUCGUAUUAAAAAUAUGUGAUUCUGUGUGCAGUAAUUAAUAUUAUAUUGUAGUGAUAAUAUCUUGUAUUAUUACAUUUAAUACCUGGUUAUUGUGAAGACACGUUGAUGUUGUUAACUACUGUUUGUAGUACUUAUAUUUUUAUGUUAAUGUUCUGAAAGAAGAUGGCAUUGAAAAUGGAACAAAAAAAUGAUCUUGAUUUUAUACUGAAGAGUUUAUUGGCUGGUGGUGUUGCCGGCAUGUGUGCUAAAACAACUGUAGCACCUCUCGACCGGAUUAAGAUCCUUCUGCAGGCACAAUCAGUUCACUACAAACAUCACGGGGUUGUUGGUGGUCUGACAGCAAUAGUUCGGAAUGAGUCCCUCCUCGCUUUGUAUAAAGGAAAUGGUGCUCAAAUGGUUCGGAUAUUUCCUUAUGCAGCUACACAAUUCACCAGCUUUGAAAUUUAUAAAAAGUAUUUAAAUGGAGUGCACAUACCAGUAGUGCAGCACGGGGAUAAAUUCGUGGCGGGUGCUGCGGCGGGUCUCACCGCAGUCACGCUGACGUACCCCCUGGAUACCAUCCGAGCUCGGCUGGCCUUCCAGAUCACCGGCGAGCACAGGUACACGGGGAUAGUGCACGCCGCCUCUACAAUGUUUCGGACGGAAGGCGGCAUUCGCGCUCUUUACCGUGGUUUCGUGCCGACCAUGGUGGGAAUGGUUCCGUACGCUGGCUUCAGUUUCUACUGCUUCGAGUCGCUCAAGUUCCUCUGCAUGAAGUACAUGCCGAACACGCUGUGUCGCAAGUGUGAGAGGAAUACCGGUGGGCUUGUGUUGACGGUGCCCGCUAAGCUUCUAUGUGGCGGGCUGGCUGGCGCAGUGGCGCAGUCCGUAUCAUAUCCAUUGGAUGUGACACGCCGACGAAUGCAGCUCGCAUGCAUGACUCCUCAGACAGAGAAGUUUGGCACGGGCAUGAUUCAAACUUUAUCCCUCAUAUAUCAAGAGAACGGUAUAGUGAGAGGGUUAUACCGUGGGAUGAGUAUAAACUACAUCAGGGCGAUACCGAUGGUAGCCACCUCGUUCUCCACCUACGAGCUGAUGAAGCAACUCCUCAAGCUGGACACUGGCAUGAAAGUCUCGUAAGAAUAACGAACAUUGUUUGUUUUCUUGUCUUACUAAACAAUCUUGAUAUGCCAACAAAAUAAAUUUCAAGAUAUGAUAACAAAAAUAAAAAUAUACAAUAAAUAAUCGCUGAUAUGUAACAGACCCGUUUAUUCAAUCUUUUAAUCAAUUUAUAGGUAAUUUAUUAUUACUAGAAGUAGACGGGUUUUAAUACAAAUAAUUUUAUGGUAAACAAAGUAUUUAUCUCUCUCGACUUUGUUGCACUAGCCGUGGUCUCAAGUCGACUUGAAUACAGCGAUGUUAAUGUUAGUGCUUGUAUCUAGUUCGUUCAAUUACCGUCACAAGAUAGUCUAUAAUAUCUCCUCUGAUAAAUUGGCAAUGAUACAUUUCAAUGGAGAUCCAAAUUGUGGCCUAAGUCGUUGUUCGAAACCUUUAGACGAAAGACGUAUGCGUCAGGUGCAGUUAGUCUUCAGCCGCCAACCGCUGCAUUGCGCGUUUAGGAUGCCUCCUGCACUCGUUCCCAUAUUCAUCCGGUAAAGCUAUAUCGACCAAUAGCAGUAGAAUAGUUUAAAAAAUUGGCUAACGAAAUUUUGUGGCGAUGGUAAAAUGAGCGGUUCAUAAGUGUAACAUAUUCGUAACGUCGCAUCGAGUAAGGUAACUUUAUUUACCUUAAAAUUAUUCAUUAUAAGACCUCACUAUAAUAUAAAUAUAAUGUAAUAACGUGUACUAAACUAAAGUUCGAAAGUUACUUAACUGGUAUUUUCAAUUUAAAAGGCAUGCCAAGAUAGUUAAAUAGGACAAGUAAAUAAAUAUGAAUCUUAGAAUAAAAAAACGCUGCUGCUUAUAAUGCGGAAGGAUUUCAAAACGUUGCAUUAUAUUGCAAAAUAGUGAAAUUAUAAUUUGGUAAUAUUAAUACGUAGUAAAAUAAAUUCCUUAGUGUAAUUAAUUUUGACGUAUUAGUCCUGUCCUUGUCUAUACAUUGUGUGACACACAAGUGAAAGGGACAAGUUUUACGUCGAAUUUAAUAAUAUAUAAAGUAGACCAAAUUACCAAAGGCAAACAUUUCCAUAAAGCAACAAUGAACAUUAUAGUAGGUACUAUUUAUUCUAUUUCGAUCAAAAUAUUAAUAAUAUUAUCUUAAGUAUAAUAAUCUGUGAUGAUAAUACUCAUCAAAUAAUCAUAUUAGAAUGUGGCAAUUUUUUUACAAAUAAACAAUAGAUAAAAAAGAUAUGUAAAGAUAAGUCCAUGACGACCGAUUCUGAUAAAACUAUGUAAAUAGUCAUUCAUUGUGGUCUAAAAAAGCGUUAACGAUAUAGCCUUUAUGCUGAUUCUUUUUUUUAUUAAGUAUGCUACAUCUUCAAGUUACUUCAUCUGUUUAACAAUAAAAACUUUUGCAGAUGGAGUCCUGUAAGGCCUUUAUCUGUAUUAGUAGACCAUAAUAAAAUACUAUUUAGAUUUUGUUAAAUUUACAGUUAUUUCUCGCUACAAAUACACAUUAAUUAAUAGUUUAAGUAUCAGGAAAUAAACUAUUUGAAUUUGAUAGAACCAUACAAUAUUGAAUUGGGUUAAAUGGUCACAUAAAUAGUAGUUUAUUUUAGAUUGUGGGUAGUUGUAUAAAUGAACGAUAUUCGACUGAACAUUUGUUCUAAUAUUUAUACUUGAUAUAUCAUAGUAUGUAAGUACAUACUUAAAUGGAAUGUAUAACAAUCUGUUUUUAAGUACUAUAUAAGUAGUAUUUCAAUACUACAAUUAUAAUAAAAUAUCGUGAUAUAAAUUAUAUAUUUAAUGAUAUUUUUUAUACCAUGACUAUAAAUAUUAGAUAAUAUAUUUUAAAACUAUUGACGGAUUAUGUAUAUGACAUUCAUUUAUAAAUAUAUUUUUGAUAAUUUGCUUAGAUCAAUAUUGAUCGAAAAUAAUUUUCAAUAGAUAUACGAUGCAGUAUUUUUUAUUUACUUAAUUACUCAAAUAAUAUAUCUAUUUAUUAAAUCACAUCAUGUAAUUGGUAUCAAUUUCAAGCAUGUUGAUUUUAACAUGACUUCCACAUAGUAUUAAAUAGAUUUAUGUCACAAAACUGUGCCUUUUAUAUGUUUUGAUUAAGGCACCUCAAGAGCUCGUAACACAAUUAGAAAUAAGAAUUAAGUUUAGACGUUGUUUGUUGUAACCAGAAUUAUUAAACCAUCUAGCUAGCCUGAGACUCGAUCUGCACAAUUAAUUUAGAAUAUAGCCUAUGUCCUUCCUAUAGAAUAUCCAAUUAUCUUCAUAUCAAAUUUCUAUUAAGAUUCGUUCAACCGUUUAGUAGUUAAAAGGUGACAUACAGACUAUCAGACAUACUUUCGUAAUUAUAACAUUAGAAUUCAAUAUUGUUCCUUUAUAAUUUCUGACACCCGCCAUUGUGGUGGAACUCUUGACAUUUACUAUGAUGCAGUCUCUUCCGUUCCUUAAUAUGCUUGAUAUGCCUAAAACUUCGAAUCCUUCCCGUCUUUCCUUUAAUGAUAACCUUUUCCGCCGUAUGUUCUCAAUGUUUAUGUUAUUUUUUUCUCUUUAAACUUUUCAAGUCCUUUACAUUAUAAUUUAAAUUUACGUUUUUAUUUAUUUACAACCUUGGAAGAAUGACAGUUUAACGGACUGCUUCAGCUACCUAUUGUCGCAGGUUAACUAUAAUUCAGAACUAAUUUAGACAUUUCGAUAAUUAGUUUCAUAUUGGCGUCAAUGGUUUCGUAACUCUGGUUAUAUUUGUAAUUAAAUUUAUAUUAGCGUAUCUAAUGCGAAUGAAAUUUAUUAAUAGUUGUAAGUUGUAUUUAUACUUAUACAUCCAAUGUCAAAUUAUAUUGUUAUUGUAUUGAACCGAAAUUAUUUCACGCUAUAGCUUUAACAUUGUAUCAAUUUAGAUACUUGCUCUCGAACAAGUGGACUUGUAGGAAAAAAACCUGCUACAGAGUACUCUAUUUGCCUAUGGUUUGAUUACACGUGUAUUAUAUAGGAAACGGCAGCAUUUGGUGUCUCAUAAUUAUUUUCUUAUAUUUUAUCUCGCAUUAAAGUAGUUAAAUUGAAUUUGCUCUUAGAAAAUUUUGCGAAAGAAUAUUCGAACAUAAACCUAUAUCGGUUAUGAUUUUAAAUACACAGAUAUUCAAGAUAAAGGCAAUCUACUAUUUUCAUCAUAUACAAUACACAGAAUUAUUAUACUAUCAUAUCUAAAUCAAUCUAAUAUACUAGUUAUGAAUAUCUAUAAAACAAUUUCAUAACAAGUUCUCAGACGCAAUCGUUUUAUAAAAUAUGGUAUGGUAACCCUACCAUACCAUAUUUUAUAAAACGGACAUACGUAACUUGUUUUUAACAAAUUGUC